AAAAAAGAAACAAAUUGAAAUGAAUUUAUUUUUAAGUUUCGUGAAAUGUUAAACGAAUUUCUUUUAUUCGUCAAAAUUUGCUGUAACAAGAAAGAAAAACUCGCAAAAAAUUUAAAAAUAUUUGGGAAUUCUUUGCAUAAUGGAUACAGAUAGAAAGCCUUGUAAUCGGCCAACGUGCGUCAAUCGGACGAAAUGUGCCCAAAUGAACAAAGAUGCUAAGCGAUCUGCCGUAGCUUUAUGUAGACCAGGAGCUGAAUCGGCUAAAGCUACUUCGCCAAACGUUGGAAAUUCUACGCAGAUAUUAUUUGUUGAUUCGAACUUCACGGAAACUCCUAGUGAGUAUGACAUCUUCUAUGAUUGCUAUAGCGAUGUUGAAAUAAGUCAGCCAAAUGCUGUGGUGUCUUCAAUGUGUGGUCUAAGUGUUCCACCGCCUCCUGUAAAAGAUUCUAGAAUGUUUCGCGAUGCACUCAAACAAGUUAUUCUUACUGCUCAGACGCUCUUAGUCGAAUUCGACAGUGGUAGUCGCAAGGAGCGUAGGAGGUGUGGUUCGCGUUGUCGAUGUGAUGUGCGCAAUAUUAAACCUCAAACACAGACAGUACAAUUGGAGGUAACGGCCAAAGUAGCUUCAAAUAAAUCAACCACACCGCAAAAUAUUCGCAUCGAUCCAAUUACAUUUACAAUACCACUGAAACUACACGUACAGGGACAACACCAACACAACAUACCAUACUCGGUGUCACAGCAAUCAAACGAAUUGAGGAAGCCGCCAGCUAUGUUAGACCGAGAUCCAAUACAGAAUAUGUUUUCCUCGAUGGAACCAAUACGCACGGCAAUAAUUACAGCCCCACGACAGGACAUGAGCUGUAUGCCUAUGGAAGGAACUGGACAAGCUUUUGAUUUUCAAUCGGCUUUAUUACAACAAAUGGUUGCUAUACCACCGGGUUUUUUGCAGUUACCUCUAUCUGGUGCUGAAGGCUUUUCAGCGCCCCCUCCGCCCAAAGGAGUCUCGUCGAGAGUACAAAUCCAAGUUCCUCCGCCACCACCACUAAUGACAUUAGGCAGGCCAGAUGAAAGAGCGGCGGUGAAAGCGAAAGGAUCUUGUGGAGGAACUUGCUCAGUGAGACGUCAGCAAGUUCCUUCGACUGAAGCCUUUUUAUCGCCGUCUUUAGCACCUGUUACUAAAGGGCCAUUUUUGGCUACAAUAACAACGUCGUCGAUUCCAUCUGUAGGAGCAGGUAAAUCACCUCAAGUAUCGGAAGCACGAAGUCAAGGCGUAUGUGUAAUGUGUGGACGCGGAGGUGAGCAGUUAGAUAAACAAAUGGAAUCAUCUAAAAGAGCUCCAUGUGGAAUGUGCUCGAUAAGAAAUUUUGUCCUGCCGCAGCCGCGUGAGUUUCCCACUCCUAUGCAGAAAACGGAUACAUAUGGUGAAUAUUCUCGAAGUGAUAAAACCGCGGAAUCGUUGGUAGUACUAGUUCCUCCAGCUAUCCCAAAAUCCGCAGCUGUUACCGGUGCUACAUGUCCUUUUGGUGGUCUUCAAAAACAAAUGGAAGCACAGCGUUCAUACGGUGCUGCGGGCCCAAUAGGACCAUCGAUUCAGACACCUCAGCACAAAGAUGAUCAAAUAGAUGUUGACAAACAACAAUAUGAGGUGAAACAUACUUUAAAAGGACCAUGUGGAAUGUGUUCGACGGCGGUUCCCGCACCACCACCAUUUGAAGAGCCCUUGCAGAAAACAAAAGGACCCUGUGGAGUGUGUUCAAAGCCAAAGGCACCAACACAAAUGCCACAAACAGAAAAAGUUGGGGUUUCUUCCAAUCGUGAACCAGUUAUUGAGAAAGCGGAAAAGGCCCCUUGUGGGAUUUGCUCGAUAAAGUCUACAGCUCAAAUGGGUUUUGAGAAAGCACCUUGUGGGAUAAGUUCUAAAACAGCAAUUGAGCCCAUCAAAAUGGAAAAACCUCCAUGCGGAAUUUGUUCGAAGAAGCCAGCAGCUCCAAUGGAGGCUGUGAAUGUGCCAAGUGGAAUUUGUUCAAAAUCAGUAGACGAGCCAGUAAAAAUGGAAAAAUCUAUAUGUACAAUUUGUUCGAAGAUGCCAGUAGCUCCAAUGGAGGCUGUGGAUGUGCCGAGUGGAAUUUGUUCAAAAUCAGUAGACGAACCGUUGAAAAUGGAAAAAAUUCCAUGUGGGAUUUGCUCGAAAAAGUCAGAGGUUCAAAUGGAUAUGGAGCAUGAGCCCGUUAAAAGAGAUAAGGCACCUUGUGGAAUUUGCGCGAAUAGGUCAGAGGCUAUAAUGGAGAUUGUGAAACCGUCUUGUGGGAUUUGUUCAAAAUCAGUGGAUGGACCGGUGAAAAUUUCAAAAGCUCCUUGUGGUAUUUGCUCAAAAAAAUCAGCAGCUACAAUGGAGAUUGUGAAAGGGCCUUGCGGAGUUUGUUCAAAAUCAGUAGAGCAACCCUUGACAUCACAGAAAGCUCCUUGUGGUAUUUGUUCUAAAAGAUCAGCGGGACCAAUGGGCCUUACAAAAGGGCCUUGUGGGAUUUGUUCAAAAUCUGUAGAAGAACCUGUAAAACCUUGUGGUAUUUGUUCAAAGGGUAUAACUACCCAGUUGGAGGUUGAAACAGGACCAUGUGGAAAAUGUUCUCGUGGAGGUACUCCAUUUGUGACUGCAGAAAAAGGUCCUUGUGGAGUUUGUUCAAGGGGAAUCGAGGCAGCGUCCACAGAUGAAAUGUAUGAAAUAAAAGGACCAUGCGGAGUAUGUUCGAUAGUGCAAAGCGGCACCUUUAAGGUGGAAACAGAAGAAAUUGGAGGUCCCUGCAAUAUUUGUAAAAAGGGACUACCGAAAUCACCCGAUUCCCGAGAUAUUUGCGGAAUUUGUAAAAAGGUACGGGCUCCCGAGAACCAAGGAAUACCAUCGGACAUAGUUCCUUGUGGAAAGUGCACUUUAGUCGGAGCUCCGUGUAAAAUAUGUGCUCAAGCACCAACAACAAGUUCAGCUGGAGGAUCUUAUGGAGCGUGUAAAUUUCCACCUUCUUCACCUUCAAAUAGAAAUAAAACAUGUGGAUCUUGCUUAGUAGCACCGUCAAAACCCUCGAGCAUUCGAUCGUGCGGUACAUGUUUGUUUACCCCUCCAGUAAUGGGAGACCGAACUUGCGGUACAUGUAUGUUGCUUAAGCCUGCACUGGAGAUUAGCACGGAAUUAAUAUCACCAAUAAAAGCAGAGCCGGAACAUCGGUUAUACAAGGCAUUACCGCAACACAAAGAUAUUCAUAUUUGUUCGCCGUGUCGUUACGAUCCGAGUCCAUUAAUUGACGAAGAGGGUAAUGUAUUUUGUCCACAAAAUUGUGGUUGCUGCUUAUGCCCUUGGCGAAAACGUGCCACAGACAGCCAAAUUGAUCAAAUAAAACAUGAAAAAAUCAAAGUUUGUAAGUGUCGUAUGAAGGGAUCAAUAUUUGCCGAUUACACAUCACGUGCUAAAUGUAGCAACACAUCGUACUUUGAUUGUUGCCCAUGCCGCGAAAGAGCAGAGGCUAAGUAUUUGGAAAUGACCGGUGAAGAGAUGUGGAGUCCCGAUGACAAAUUAAAGGAACGAGUCCGCGGUGAUCCCGUCAAUUUGGAGGAUGUUGUAGAAUAUAAACGCCCGAGUGCACCAUAGUUUUAUGUUCUCUCAGGAGUUUCCUUAGGCACAUUCAAAUCUACACUAAAAUAAUAAUAAUACAAAUAUUUACUCAUAAAUAUGUAACUAAAUGAAUUUGAAUCAUAAUCAAUGCGUUGUAAAGACAAUAUCAAAUAAAUUGAUACGUUUUGGAUCUUUAAAUUGGAA
This is a messenger RNA of Zeugodacus cucurbitae (melon fly), 3811 nucleotides long. RefSeq lists its product as uncharacterized. Lineage: Eukaryota; Metazoa; Arthropoda; Insecta; Diptera; Tephritidae. The record is from RefSeq and is a predicted model, not a curated record. The transcript is spliced from 2 exons. Bases 140 to 3643 code for a protein of 1167 amino acids.